AUGGGUUCCAAUCAGUCGAGACCGUCCGAUGCCGCCGUUCAAGAGAAGCUCAUAGAGCGGCUGCAAGCUCUCCAGGUCAAGGAUGACAGGUCGAUGAACGAGAAAGACGGCUAUAUCUACGUCGACAGCGAAGCCCGACCAAAUCGGCCCGCUAUCGUGGACCACAAGCAAGAUGUGUCUGCUGCAGCUAUCAGCGAGUGGGAGAAGGAGCUCAUGGAAGACCCGAAGAACCGUCUCGCUCUAGCAGCCCUCAGCUCCAAUCCCGCCAACGCCGUCCUCUCCUCGCGUCAGACGGCCAUAUCCGAUACCCAGAACUUCAACAUCAAACUUCCAUUGGAAGGCUCUCCAGUCACAAAUCAAGCCUCGUCGGGCAGGUGCUGGUUAUUCGCUUCCACCAACGUCUUCCGAAUCGCGAUCAUGAAGAAGUAUCGGUUGUCCGAGUUCCAGCUAUCGCAAGCCUACGUCUUCUACUGGGAUAAGAUAGAAAAAGCAAACUACUUCCUAGAGAACAUCUUGGACACGGUCGGCGAGGAGAUCGACAGCCGGCUCAUGCAGGCGCUCCUAGAGUCUCCUGUGGGCGAUGGCGGUCAGUGGGAUAUGGUGGCUAACCUGGUCACCAAAUAUGGGCUAGUACCCCAGACGCUCUAUCCUGACUCAUUCAACGCGAUGAACUCGGGAGUCAUGGACCGCCUCAUCACGACAAAGCUCAGGGAAGACGCCAUCCGGUUACGGUCCCUGGCCUCGAGCGCCAUGUCUCCUGGAGCGCUCAAAUCUGCUAUUGCCGCAGAGAAGGAGAAGAUGCUCCGAGAGAUCCACCUCAUCCUGACCCUUAUGCUCGGCCCGCCACCAGCCCCUGACAAAGCAUUUACUUGGGAGUACUACGACAAAGACGGCACCCUUUGCACUGUCCGAACGCGACCGACCGCCUUUGCGAAAGAGCUCUCAGAUAGCCGGACCGUCCGAGCACUAGGAGGGACAGAUGUCCACCGACUCUUCUCCCUUGUCAACGACCCUCGAAACCCCUAUAACCGCCUCCUCAGCGUCAAGCGGCUCGGCAACGUCUACGAAGGUCGUCCCGUCACCUAUGUAAACGUCGACAUGACGAUCAUGAAGAAGGCCUGUAUCGAGAUGCUGAAGCGCGGCUUCCCCGUCUUCUUCGGCUCAGAUGUCGGCAAGUUCUCUGACUCUUCCAAGGGCAUCAUGGACACCAAUCUGUACGAGUACGAGCUGGGUUUCAACAUCAAGCUCGGCAUGAAGAAGGCGGAGAGGUUACAAACAGGCGAGAGCCAAAUGACGCAUGCGAUGGUGCUAACAGCCGUACACGUCGUUGAUGGAAAGCCCGUCAGGUGGAGAGUGGAGAACUCAUGGAGUGAUAAGGUGGGCGACAAGGGAUACUUCGUGAUGUCGGAUGCCUGGAUGGAUGAGUUUGUCUACCAGGCUGUCGUUGACCCUAUCGUUGUGAGUGCGACGGUGCGAAAGGUCCUCGAGCAGACGCCCAAGAUGCUGGAGCUCUGGGAUCCGAUGGGAGCUUUGGCGUGA
Molecule: messenger RNA, 1539 nt
Organism: Trematosphaeria pertusa
Lineage: Eukaryota; Fungi; Ascomycota; Dothideomycetes; Pleosporales; Trematosphaeriaceae
Product: peptidase C1B, bleomycin hydrolase
Exons: 3
Coding region: 1-1539 (512 amino acids)
Biological process (GO): proteolysis; response to toxic substance; L-homocysteine catabolic process
Cellular component (GO): cytoplasm
Molecular function (GO): cysteine-type aminopeptidase activity
Source: RefSeq, a predicted model, not a curated record